This is a messenger RNA of Neoarthrinium moseri, 1815 nucleotides long. RefSeq lists its product as uncharacterized. Gene Ontology annotation, molecular function: monooxygenase activity; iron ion binding; heme binding. Bases 1 to 1815 code for a protein of 604 amino acids. The transcript is spliced from 2 exons. NCBI's taxonomy places the organism in Eukaryota, Fungi, Ascomycota, Sordariomycetes, Amphisphaeriales, Apiosporaceae. The record is from RefSeq and is a predicted model, not a curated record.
AUGAGGCCGAGGUUCUUUUGUCCUCAGGCAUUGUCCCACCCUGCUCGUUUCUAUGCUCCUACUCCUUCACACGAGACGUACACAGAAUAUACACAAGCCAUGCCAUACUUUGACAUAUUAGGGAUUGUUGGCAAUUUCCAACUACUUACGGUCUAUUUUGCCUUCGGAUCUUUUGUGGUAUUGUAUGGCUUGCACAGAUGGCUACUUCCCAAACCUCUUCCAGACAUCCCUUACAAUGAGGACUCAGCCAAGUCCAUCUUUGGCGACUGGCUGAAUCUUCGCAAUGACCCUGGUGGACUGGCGAAAUGGAGCAGCAAACAACUUGAGAAGCAUGGUUCUCCCAUCUGCCAAGCGCUAAUGGGGCCUCUUUCCAAACCUGUCGUUCUGGUCGGCGAUCUUCGUGAAGUCCGUGAGGUGAUGACUCGGAGCGACUACGACCGCUCCGCCUACAUCAUUGACCGUUUUCCGCUUCUGGGCGAGUUUCACCUGAAUAUGAUGACAGACAACGACUGGAGAACAUCUAGAAACUGGCUGAAAGACCUCCUAGAUAAACCCCACAUGCAUAAUGUGGUUGGGCCCUCUGUCCACACCUCGAUGGUUAGGAUCAUAGAUCUUUGGGAGCACAAAGCCCGCCUUGGCAAUGGUAGAUGCUUCAGCAUGGUCGACGAUUUGAAGUACCUGGCUCUUGACACGAUCAUGAUCUUUCACUUCGGCGACGACUUUGCAGAUUCAGCUCUAGCAAGGCAGGUAGAGUUCAUAAAAGGGCUGAAAAAGACCGAAGUAAAGUUCGGAGCUCAUGGCGAGGCUAUUUUCCCCCAAGCUAAACUACACAGCUUUCAGGAGGCUCUGACCUAUCUCGGUGACAGAGUCACAGCUAUAUAUGCCACCAAAUGGCCCGUUGCGCUUGUUUCCUGGUGGUUGCGCUGGGGGACAUCGCACUGCAGGAAGCUUUUCAGUUACAAGGACAGCUUCAUUCGCAGACACAUUGAUAUAGGGGUCAAACGUUCAAUCCAUGAUGAGGAGGCGAAGACCGGCAUCGACUCUAUGGUCUUCCGCGAGCAGAAGGCAGCCAUGAAGGCUGGCCGGCCAACAGUGCUGGGCAAGUCUAUAUUUGUAGACGAGGCCUGGGGAAACCUCGUUGCUGGGCAGCAUACCACAAGCGCAGCCCUCGUCUGGAUCCUGAAGCUGUUAGCCGACUAUCCAGGCGUCCAGGAGACGCUUCUCAGCGAGUUGCAGUCGGCUCUUACUGAGGCGGUACAGGAGAAUAGAUUGCCAACCUGUGCCGAGAUUAUUAACACCAAAAUCCCAUACCUCGAUGCCGUGCUCGAGGAGAUGCUGAGGCUCCGUGCUGGCAUGAUCGUGCCUCGAGACACGGUCCGCGACACGGAGCUUCUCGGUCACCACAUCCCUAAGGGUACGGUUGUACUUAUGAUCCUUCAGGGGCCGGACUUCUCCAAAGCACCGUCUACCAAAUACUGGCGGGAAUUGAAGACGGAUGCGACGCGAGUAAAGCAGUACCCUGGUAAUGGAAACGAGGACCUUGAGGUUUUCGAUCCUGAGCGCUGGCUGGUGCGGGGUGAGAAGGGAGAGAUUAUCGAGUUUGAUGGUUCAACGAACGCACAACUGGCCUUUGGCCUCGGCAUCCGGGCAUGCUGGGGCCGGCGGCUGGCAAUGCUAGAAACGCGAAUCAUGACGGCUAUGAUGGUGUGGAAGUUCAACUUCGGGCAGGUACCAGAGGCUCUCGCUUCUCACGCAGCAACAUACGAUAUUUCAUACCGAGCGAAACAAGGAUUUGUGAAUAUCGAAAGUCGCUAG